CAUGCUCUCUCGGGCCGGCCGCGCCGCAAAACUACGUCGUUGUUUUGUUUUGAAUUUCGGGAGUGUUGCACGCGCUUUUGUUGAUCUGUUGGUUUUGCCGGAAAAUUCAGCACAAUGAAGGACAACACUCCGCCACAUUCGCCGUACGAGCUGAACCAGGACGGGGAUGACGACGACGACGAGCUGAUUUACGUCGGCGAUGCCGACGAGGUGCUGGACCAGUGGGAAGCCGAAAUGAACGCGGCUGGUUCCGACGACGACGACGAUGAGGAUGGUGAGGGCGCCGGUGGCAUUGCCGACGAUGAGGAUGACGAGCUGGAAAAUGUCCCCGAGCGGGACGACGCCGCGGUCACAUUUACUUUGCAUGGUGCGCCGGUAUUCAGUGCAUCGUUGCAUCCCACGGAAGAUUUGGCCGUGUCCGGUGGGGAAGAUGACCGAGCGUUCGUGUGGAACACGACCACAGGAGAGCGGGUAUUUGAAGUUACCGGACAUUCCGAUUCGGUCAUCGCUAGUGAGUUCAGCUACGAUGGCGUUUACGUGGCAACUGGAGAUAUUGCGGGGCAGAUUCAGGUCUUCAAGGUCACCCAGGAGUACAAGAAGGUGUGGGAGUUUACGAUGGGCGACAUGUGCUGGAUGAAGUGGCACUUUGGAGCGCAUGUUCUGCUGGCUGGGGCCGAUUCUGGAGAAAUUUACGUGUGGCGAAUACCGUCCGGCGAUUGCAAGGUUCUGCAGGGCUUCGGAGAAAAGUGUGAAGUCGGAAAGAUUACCCUGGAUGGUAAGAAGAUUGCCGCCGGGUACGGCAACGGUGCCUUCAAGCUGUGGGACAUUAAAAACAACGCACCGACGGUGGAUCUGGCGCCCAACGAAACGACCGGGCACACGAGCAACAUUACCUGUAUGGCCGUUGACCGGGACGGUCAGCUUAUAAUAACCGGGAGUGAAAACGGAAAAGUGGUCCUUAUUGCGCCAUCCGGACCCGUGGGAAUUUUGCAGGCUGCGUCGGAGGCUUCCGUAGAGGCGGUGCUCAUCGACAGUCCGGACUUUGAGGUGAAGGUGGCGGCGACCGGAACCGUGAACGGACAGGUCACGAUUUGGGAUGUGGGCAGACAGACGGCGCGUGUGGAGUGUGAGGAUUCUAACCGGACGGGAGUGACGAGACUCCUCUGGGGCAAGGACUGCACGCUGAUCGCCGGCACGCUGAGCGGCAACAUCCGGGUGUGGGAUGUGCGCAGUGGCGCUCUCAAGUACGAACUGCUCGGCCACCGGAACACGAUCCAGGACCUGGUGUACAACAAGCAGAAAAAUGUCCUGCUUUCCACGUCCGAGGACGGUACGGUUAAAAUUUUCAAUCUACCUUAGCGUUACUUUUUGCAUCUUUUGCUAACAUUAUCAGCAAUAAAAUUGUUUAAAAAUUA
This is a messenger RNA of Culex quinquefasciatus (southern house mosquito), 1415 nucleotides long. RefSeq names its product angio-associated migratory cell protein. The coding region runs from base 115 to 1359 and encodes 414 amino acids. The transcript is spliced from 3 exons. Gene Ontology annotation, molecular function: protein binding. The record is from RefSeq and is a predicted model, not a curated record. Lineage: Eukaryota; Metazoa; Arthropoda; Insecta; Diptera; Culicidae.